This is a messenger RNA of Mus pahari (shrew mouse), 1623 nucleotides long. RefSeq names its product elongator acetyltransferase complex subunit 4 (gene Elp4). The transcript has 10 exons. The record is from RefSeq and is a predicted model, not a curated record. Gene Ontology annotation, cellular component: transcription elongation factor complex; elongator holoenzyme complex; cytoplasm. Gene Ontology annotation, biological process: tRNA wobble uridine modification. Lineage: Eukaryota; Metazoa; Chordata; Mammalia; Rodentia; Muridae. The coding region runs from base 71 to 1339 and encodes 422 amino acids.
GGAGCUGGCUCUGACAGGUUGGCCGCUCGAGUUCCCAGAGUUCCGAUUGGGUCCUCGUAGGAGCUUCAAGAUGGCGGCGGCAGAUUCCUGCGGCGCGGGUCCCCUCAGUUCCCGGUCUGUGGCGUCCGAGGCGGGUCUGGGCCGCACCUCUAGCUUCCAGAGGAAGGGCAAGACCUCUGGGGGCCCCGGAGGGGGCCCGCGGCUGCUGUCCAUUGCGGGCACGCGACCAUCGGUGCGGAAUGGACAACUGCUGGUGUCAACCGGGCUCCCAGCCCUGGACCAGCUCUUAGGUGGAGGAUUAGCUGUUGGAACACUUCUUCUGAUUGAAGAGGAUAAAUAUAAUAUCUACUCGCCUUUGCUCUUCAAGUAUUUCAUGGCAGAAGGAAUCAUCAAUGGGCAUACUCUGUUGGUUGCAUCCGCCAAAGAAAAUCCUGCCAACAUAUUACAGGAACUCCCUGCACCGCUACUUGAUGAUAAUAGUAAAAAGGAGCUUGAAGAUGUACAUAGUGCUAAAACUCCAGAGCCUGAUGUCAACAUGAAAAUAGCCUGGCGGUACCAGUUACAACCCAAGAUGGAGGUUGGACCGGUCUCGUCGUCACGAUUUGGUCACUAUUAUGAUGUUUCAAAAAAGAUUCCUCAGGAGCUACUACAGAGUUCAAAAUGGCAUGGAUUCUUCCUUCCAGAACACAUACCUCCAGAUCUUAAAGGAGAAUCCUGUUUUUUUUCCUGUGGCUACAUGAGGCUGCUUGAGUUCAUUCAGAAGAGCAUUUAUGCUGAAGGAUUUGAUGGAGCUAAUCCCCAGAAAAAACAGAAAAACAUUUUAAGAAUAGGAAUUCAGAAUCUUGGCUCACCAUUAUGGGGAGAUGACAUUUGCUGUAAAGAAAACUGUGACAACAAUCACAGGCUUACCAAGUUCCUCUACAUUCUCCGUGGUCUUCUAAGAUCAUCACUGUCAGCCUGCAUCAUCACGAUGCCAGCACAUCUUGUCCAGAAUAAAUCAAUUACUACUCGUGUGAGAAAUUUGUCAGAUACAGUAGUUGGUCUGGAAUCCUUUAUUGGUUCAGAGAGAGAGACUAACCCAUUGUAUAAGGAUUAUCAUGGUUUGAUCCAUAUACGGAAGAUCCCUCGGCUUAAUAACUUGACUUGUGAUGAAUCGGAUGUCAAAGACUUAGCUUUUAAGUUAAAAAGGAAGCUGUUCACCAUUGAGCGACUGCAUUUGCCUCCAGACUUGUCAGACACAGUGGGCCGUUCAAGCAAACAGGAUCUGGCAGCAUCCACCGCGCGGCUGGGCGCAGGCUGUAGCUCGAUGGCUGGAGGCAAGAAGCACCUGGACUUCUAGGGACCCUCCAUAGUCACCCAGGGUGAAGUUCUCUGACACUCUGACUAGGAUUGCUAGUAGCUCAUGUAAAUAUUUGUCUUAAUGAUCUGACCCUCCAGUCUUUGAGAAAUACAAGGUUACAAAGUAGAGCCACCAUCCUUAAGUUUGAGUUGUUUCAUGAUUUGUUUUUUCUACUUACUUUUGUACAAACAUAAUAUGGCAAAAAUACUGCCAUUUGACAUUUAGCUGCUGUUGGGUUUUUUUAAAAUACUAAUUUUUAAAUAAACACCAAAAAAUCCCCAAAA